Chanos chanos (milkfish) is the source of this 8764-nucleotide messenger RNA. It is a transcript of the gene mast4, whose product is annotated as microtubule associated serine/threonine kinase family member 4. Gene Ontology annotation, molecular function: protein serine/threonine kinase activity; ATP binding; magnesium ion binding. The transcript has 30 exons. Bases 164 to 8086 code for a protein of 2640 amino acids. The record is from RefSeq and is a predicted model, not a curated record. Gene Ontology annotation, biological process: intracellular signal transduction; cytoskeleton organization; peptidyl-serine phosphorylation. Lineage: Eukaryota; Metazoa; Chordata; Actinopteri; Gonorynchiformes; Chanidae.
CUGUUUUGUUCUCGUCGUUUCGACUUAAGGAUUGUAUAUACAAAUGCAUUUAAGGAAAGAGCUGAACGCUGUUUAUCUGAGAACAACCCUGAGAACUAUUAUUAAAUCCUUUCUUGCCAUGCCACGGGUCCCUCUUUAAGUUGUAUGGCCGUCUAAUAGCACUAUGGAGGGGGCACAUUUCGAAAGAUUUGGAAGCGGUGAAAGCAACACUUCAGGCUCUGAAACCUUGUCUGAAGGAGAGCUCAGACACAGCGACACGGAAUCCGAACACCAACAGUGUGGAGAAUUCAGCAAGCGUUCUUUAGACUGCGUGAUACUAAAGCAAAAAGGAAAGGAAAGUUGUGAGGGUAAAUCGAAGGACACUCGCGAAAAUGGGAAGUUGGAGACUGAAGAUCACGAAGAACAUGAGCAGGAUGAGGAGGAGGAAGAAAACGAGGACGAAAUGCUCGAUAACAUCCUGUGCCCACCGCCCAUGCCCUUACGAAAGUCCAGCAACCCUGAGGUGUCCUAUGGCUCUGGUAUUGCAUUCAAGUUCAAACGCCAGCUCAGCGAAGAUGGCAAGCAAUUCAGGAGAGGCAGUCUUGGGGGUGCACUUACAGGGAAGUACUUGCUGCCCCAUACAUCCACCCAACAGGCAUGGCAGGGUUCAUCAGAGGCCUCCAACCUGUUGCGUAUGCGCUCCCAAUCCCUGGGCAUGUCUGCUCCUUCUCUCACCGCCAGUCUGAAAGAGCUAAGCCUACCCAGAAGAGGGAGCUUCCUCACCCCAAGAAGCUUGAGCCCAACUCCCACAAGCCCUUGCAGCCCCUGCAGCCCACUGCACGCCUUUCAUUUUUGGAGCUGCAGGACAAGCAACAGAAAAAGUCUCAUAGGAAGCGGACAGUCUUCAGCACUUCCUCGGCCUCACUCCCCCCUCUCUUCACACACAGGCACCAGUCCCCAAGACAGUCCACGAAACUUCUCUCCGAGUGCUUCAGCCCACUUCUCCUUUGCUCGAAGGACUGAUGGACGACGCUGGUCCUUGGCUUCUUUGCCCUCUUCUGGCUAUGGAACCAACACACCUAGUUCCACUGUGUCUUCGUCCUGUUCAUCACAGGAGAAGCUCCAUCAGCUGCCCUUCCAGCCUACACCAGAUGAGCUCCACUUCCUGUCCAAGCACUUCUGUACAGAGAGCAUCACUGGGGAUGAUGGGAGGAGAACCACGCCCAUGCGGCCUCGUUCACGUAGUCUGAGUCCUGGAAGAUCCCCAUCGUGCUGUGAUCAUGAGAUUAUUAUGAUGAACCAUGUCUACAAAGAAAGGUUUCCUAAGGCCACGGCCCAGAUGGAAGAGCGGAUUCAGGAGAUCAUCCGCACCAGCUCACCAGAGAAUGUACUGCCCCUGGCUGACGGUGUGCUCAGCUUCGCACAUCACCAGAUCAUUGAGCUUGCCCGUGACUGCCUGGAAAAAUCCCGCCUUGGCCUCAUCACCUCUCGUUACUUCUGCGAAUUCACAGACAAACUGGAGAAGCUCUUUCAGGAGUCCACUGAACGGUCAGAAAGUAUAGAGGUUGCCUUCAUUAAGGAGCUGGUGAAGAAGAUCCUCAUCGUAAUUGCCAGACCAGCACGGCUCCUGGAAUGCCUGGAGUUUGACCCAGAAGAAUUCUAUCACCUUCUGGAAGCUGCAGAAGGUCAUGCCAAAGAGGGCCAGGGGAUCAAGACAGACAUCCCACGCUACAUCAUCAGUCAGCUGGGUCUCACUCGUGACCCUCUUGAAGAAAUUGCUCAGUUAACUAGCUAUGACAGUGGGAUAGCUGAAACCCCUGAGACCGACGACUCUGUAAGUUCCCAGAGCCUGAGUGCAGCACUGAGAUCUAGACGGAAGCCCUGUGAAAUGGAUUUUGAGAUGAUCAAACUCAUCAGCAAUGGUGCUUAUGGGGCUGUGUAUUUGGUGCGGCACAAAGAGACUAAGCAGCGCUUUGCCAUGAAGAAGAUCAAUAAACAGAACUUAGUGCUGAGGAAUCAGAUCCAGCAGGCCUUUGUGGAGAGGGAUAUCCUGACCUUUGCUGAGAACCCUUUUGUUGUUAGCAUGUACUGUUCCUUCGAGACUCGUAGGCAUCUCUGCAUGGUCAUGGAAUAUGUGGAAGGAGGAGAUUGUGCUACCUUAUUAAAAAACAUGGGGCCCCUACCCGUGGAUAUGGCCAGGAUGUACUUUGCUGAGACAGUCCUGGCCUUGGAGUACCUCCACAACUAUGGCAUUGUGCACAGAGAUCUAAAACCAGAUAAUUUGCUAGUCACCUCAAUGGGACACAUCAAGCUAACAGACUUUGGCUUGUCAAAGAUGGGCCUGAUGAACAUGACAACAAACCUCUAUGAGGGCCACAUCGAGAAAGAUGCACGAGAGUUUUCAGAUAAGCAGGUUUGUGGGACUCCAGAAUACAUUGCCCCAGAGGUGAUCCUAAGACAAGGUUAUGGAAAGCCUGUGGACUGGUGGUCAAUGGGCAUCAUUCUUUAUGAGUUCCUGGUGGGCUGCGUGCCCUUCUUUGGGGACACACCCGAGGAGCUCUUUGGACAAGUCAUCAGUGAUGAGAUUAACUGGCCUGAGGGAGAGGAGGCUCCACCCACAGAAGCCCAAGAGCUCAUCACCCUGCUGUUAAGGCAGAACCCUCUGGAGAGACUGGGCACAGGUGGGGCAUAUGAAGUUAAGCAUCACCAGUUCUUCCAUGACCUGGACUGGAACAGUCUCCUCAGGCAGAAAGCAGAGUUUAUCCCCCAGCUGGAGUCAGAGGACGACACCAGCUAUUUUGACACGAGGUCUGAAAGAUACCAUCACUUGGAGACAGAGGAAGAGGAGGACACAAAUGAUGAAGACUUCAAUGUGGAACUGCGACAGUUUUCAUCUUCCUCACACAGAUUUUCCAAAGUGUACAGCAGUCUGGACCUGUCUCGGGGCCAGCUGGAGGAGAAAGGAGAACAGACAGAGAAGAAGAGUGAGAGCCCCUUGACAGUGGACUCCCUCAGCUGGACACCCGACUUGACCGAGAUGCCCUCUCUCUCCCAGUCAUCAGAUACAGAAAGUGUGAGCUUGAGCCAGCGCCCUGGCAUGUUGCCUAAAUUUGCCAUCUCCGCAGAGGUGGAGGAGGCUGAGGGCUCAUUGGCCUUGGAUGACAGCAGUAAAGUUUCCUUCUCAAUAGGGGAACUGCCUCAGGAUGAACCUGACGCCACCACCCCUGGCAGUACCAUAAGCAACUCUACCCUCUCAGGCAGUUUUUCUGAACACUUGGACCAGUUGCCCUCACGAGGAGAUGGUGCACAUAGUCCUGACACCAACUCAAAGAACACCUCUGAUCAGGGCACACACCUGAGUGGCCCUCGACUAGAGACAGUGGACAAGCAGAGUACAACCAGCAAAGUGCCCAAAUCAGCCUCUGCCAGUACCCUCUCCCUCAUGAUCCCUGGAGACGUUUUUGGGGUGUCCCCCCUGGCCAGCCCCAUGUCUCCUUAUUCGCUGUCGUCAGAUCCCUCUUCUAGAGACUCCUCCCCAAGUCGAGACUCCUCCCUCUGUGCUGUUAACCCACGACAGCCUAUCGUCAUUCACAGCUCAGGGAAGAAAUUUGGCUUCACUCUUCGAGCCAUUCGGGUUUAUGCCUGUGAUAGUGAUGUGUACACUGUCUAUCACAUGGUCUGGAAUGUGGAGGAUGGUGGUCCUGCACAUAAGGCUGGACUGAAAGCUGGAGACCUGAUAACUCAUGUCAAUGGAGAGCCGGUCCAUGGACUCGUCCACACUGAAGUUGUGGAAUUGCUGCUGAAGAGUGGGAAUAAGGUAGCGAUAUCUACAACUCCCUUUGAGAACACAACUAUCAAAACUGGUCCAGCCAGGAGGAAUAGUUACAAAAGCAAAAUGGUGAGAAGAGCAAAGAAGCCUAAAAAAGAGAAGACGCAAGAGAGGCGGCGUUCUGUGUUCAGACGCUUUGCCAUGCAGCCGUCUCCACUGCUUCACACAAGUCGUAGUUUCUCCUCCCUGAACCGUUCCCUGUCCUCUGGAGAGAGUCUGCCUGGUUCACCGACACACAGCCUGUCACCCCGGUCGCCCACAGCAGCUUUUCGCCCCGCACCUGACUUCAACCAGUCAGGUGGUACAUCCUCUCAGAGCAGUUCCCCAAGUUCCAGUGCACCAAAUUCACCCGCUGGCUCAGGCCACAUCCGACCCAGUACUCUGCACGGCCUUGGUCCAAAACUACCUGGACAGAGACUGCGGCAGGGUCGCCGUAAAUCAGCAGGGAGCAUUCCUCUCUCCCCUCUUGCACGCACCCCCUCCCCAACCCCUCAGCCUCCUUCUCCUCAACGAUCCCCAUCGCCCCUGCUAACUCACUCAGUGGGGAGUUCCAAAACUACUCAGGCUUUCCCAGCAAAGAUGCACUCUCCCCCUACUAUUGUCCGACACAUGGUACGACCUAAGAGUGCCGAGCCACCGCGCUCACCUCUGCUUAAGAGGGUACAAUCAGAGGAGAAACUCUCCCCCUCCUACACUGGGGACAAAAAGCACCUAUGUACUCGAAAGCAUAGCCUGGAAGUGACCCAGGAGGAAAUACAGGGGGAGGUUAUGUCUGGGGGUGAACAUGCUCUGCAGAAUGUAGAGGAGAUCUCUUGUGAGCCGCCUGCUAUCACUCGGGUGCGGCCAGCAGAGCAGGGCUGCCUCAAGCGUCCUGUCACUCGAAAGAUUGGCCGUCAGGAAUCUGUAGAAGAGCUAGACAAGGAGAAGCUGAAAGCUAAAGUAGUGGUGAAGAGACAGGACUGGUCUGAGAGGCGUGAGUCUCUACAGAAGCAGGAUGCCUUGCAGGAGACUGAUGUGGCGAGCAGUACUGGUCCUGAGGAGAAGGAAAGGAGUCUCCCAGUGAGGCACAGUGGAAGAUCUCAGGGCAGCACAGACUCUGUUCCUCUUGACACCAAAGCUACCAAUACCACACUGAAAGAUGUAUUGUACAAGAAGCUGAACACUAGAGCCUGUGAGAGUAUUUCUGAGUCAAAGAGCAGCAGUGGUGACUGUGUGUCUGUUUUGAAUGAGGGUCUCAGAUCACCCCAGUGUCACAGCCUGCAAGAAUGGAGCACCCAGAAAACAGAAAGACAGUUGACCAGGCAGAUAAAAGAAUGUAAUAAAGCAGACAGACUGGACUUCAAAGCACCAAACAUGGAGUUUGCAAGGAAGAGGCAGUCUUUUGAAGAGCGAGAGGAUUGUAUGUGCCGAAUCUCCCCUGGAGUACACGAAAACCUUCACUUCAACACCACCAGAUCAAAAAGUCUCCAGCUUGACUCUAUGGCUCUAGAUCAUGUGAAAGCGGGCGUGGGUUGCAUCCUUACUAACCCAGGGAUGAACACAGAAUCCUUAACCCCUAAACUGUUUAGUGGGAGAGGCGAGAGUGCUGUAGAAAAGCUCCAGCUGAUCUCCACCACUGAAGGUCCCAUCAGAAAGACUUCCUCAGAGUAUAAACUGGAGGGUCGGCUUGUCUCUUCCCUGAAACCCCUUGAGGGCACCCUAGACAUCGGUCUGCUCUCGGGGCCCAGGGUGUCUAAAACUGACACAUGUCUGUCUAAAAUGGCAGAUAGUCAAGGUGACAGUAGUACUGGACUGGCAGAUGUACAAAGCCAGAGUGAAAAGCAAUCAUCAGUCCCUCAACAGAAGCAUGGUGAGAAACAAAGGGACACGGCAACGGAGAUGCCAACCCUUGGAUGCAUUACUGCCACGAGUAGCAAGGACACUAUAAAGGAGGAGACUGCCUGUAAGAGAGAUGACAUCAGUAAAAGUGACUUUGUUCCUGACAGCCGUAAACAUAGUGAAGGAGGUCAGCUACCCAAUAAAACUGAAGUAUCAGAUUCACUUGCCAAAGUUGAAUGUAGGUCGAGCAUGAAAACAUCUCAUGAGAUUAGGUCUGUGAGACACAGUGCACAUUUUGUGUAUGUUAAAACACCCUCAAUCAGAGAGGUCAGCAAUGAAGACCAGGAGGAUGAACUGGAGAACCUUCAGGAGUCACCUGGCAAUACCACCAAGGAAAGCAUCACUGCAGCAUCGUCAAUAUCUGGAAAUCUCAACAAUGAAAGGCAGGAAACUUGUAAAUCUUUCAAGACAGGGGAGUCCUCUAUCUCAUCUAGUUCAGGUCCACAGUCAGUGCCCUGCAAAGGAAGUCCAGUAAAACAAGGACUAUCAGAGCCUGGAAAUGCUCAGAGUGAUAUAAAAGAGAGUGUUGUCUUGGCCAAAGAAGACAGUCAACUAAAGAAUGUGGAGAAGGGAAAGACAUCCAGUGCACAGGACUCAAAAAAAGCUUCAGAAAAGGUUGAUCGUCUGGAGACAGACAAAUUAGAGAGAAAGGACGCUGCCUUGAAUUCAGGCCAUGGUGAUUCACCAUUUGUUGGUCAGAACAGACCAGGUAGUGCUGCACAAAGCUCAUCAAUAGCUUUAGGGCAAGCACAAAUCCAAACUUCUGUUAAAGAUGAAGUGUCAAACUUAUCAACAUCAAGAUUUUCUCCAGAGAAGACUCUCUCACAGAUCAUAAACAAGGACAGUACAGCCGUUGCACAGAAUCAAACUUUGGCCGUAGCCUUAUCUUUAUCUUCAGUUUCAGUUGUAUCUCCACCUUCAACGGCGUCUUCUGGAACACAAGAAAACCCUUCUGUGAAAAGUCAGUUAUCUUCAGAGAAAGCUCCUCGUCUGGUUAUUCAAAAAGCCAGCAUCCUGCCUAAGUGUAGAAACUCACCUGAGGCUGUAAGUGUCCCACCUCUACUGCUGUUUUCAAACAAACCCCCCCAGCAUGCUGGUUCAAGAGAUCCUAAGAUUACUAGUGUUCAAGUUCCUCAGAUCCAACAGUUAUCAAACAAAGCCCAAACUACUUUUGGCACUGGAGACGGAAAGAAAGCCAGUCAAGCUUCCCCACCUCAACAGUGUACGGGCAAAUCUCCAGAUGUAAAGAUGGAAAAUACCAGGCCAAAAGAGGACAUUUGUCAAGCAAAUUUACAAGCUGGGAAGGCAAUCAAAACUGUAGUUUCAAAGGAUAAAAUGUCAGAAAACAUAGGAACAGGUGCCAAAGAAGAGUUGAAACGCACUGUGAAUAAAGAGACUGCAGUCAGUGCUGUCAGUACUGCAGCUGUCAAAACGGAGGCCACAAAGAAGUGUGAUCUAAAGAGAGGGGGUGUUCACACUGCUGAUCAGAGGGUUAUCAGUGAUGUAUCAAAACAAGGAGUUGGUACAGGCCCACCACAGAUGAAGGGUGGUGAUAAUAAGUCUGGAGAUGUUGUGCAAGUUCAGUUCACAAACAAGUCAGAUAAAAAAACUAGUUUGAAAAACACCCCUGAAACAGAGAACCAGAAGUCCAGUAAACAGGUUACGGACACAGCUGUUAAGGAGAAAAGUCCUGCACAGAUGACCGUGAAACAGAUGCAGUCUGGUUGUGCCGCAGCAAAACAAACUUCUUCAAGCUCCAAAAAUAAACCCAAAGUAGAUUCCCCACUGGUCACAAACACUAGUGGGAAAGGGACAGAGGACAAGGCAAAGCAUGAAAGCAAAGGGCCUGUGCAGCCCACCAUAAAAGACAGCCUGGAUGUAAAACCAAAGGAGCCUCUCCUGUGCACACCCAGAGCACAGCCUGAUGGAAAUACGGUUGGCCAGGGUAUCUCUCAGAGUUAUACUGUACCACGGUCUGUCCCAGUCAUAAAACAAGACCCACAAAUGACCAGUGGGACCCAUAUAUCAAAGGGAGCAGGAAGCACAGCUGAGUCCACUAUACAUCCUGUUAAAGAACCGGGGAAACAGAUCACUGAUGCCUCAACAGUAGACUCUCAGAGGAGCCCUGGCAUCAGUGAAGCCCCCAGAAUAAAGACAAUGGCAAAACCUGAGCUUAAACGUGGCCACACUGAAACAAAGGCCACAGACUCUGAGAGAGUAAUUUUGUCCAGCAAAACAGAGCAGGUGGAAAGGGGGACAAAAGAAACUUCUCAAGAACCAGCAUCUGUGCAGAAAGCUAAGCAGAAAGACUUGUUGAGGGUUGUCGAGAAAGACGGUACUGCUCUUGACAAAGAUUCUCCCCGCUUCAAGCAGGCAUGUGGCUCCACCAGUAAAAAGUAACUUGAAAAAGGGGUAGCAUGUUUCCUGAACAGAUAAAAGGCAAACUUUUCUUUCCUUAUAUACGUAUUGUUAUUAUGCCUUCCUUUCUGAGGACCGGCAAAGCUGUUAGUGCGGUGUUAAUGAAGGGUGAGAGAAACAAGUAUGUUUCUGAGAAUGUUUAUUGGGAAUGGUUUGUCAAUACUUAAUGUGUCUAAAAAACUGUCUUAAUGUAGACAUGAUUUGCUGCUAAUUUGUGGUCUUUUGAAGUCUCCACAAUGAGACGAAUAUUCAUUCUAAUGUGUCCUGAUUUAAUGUAUUUGGAGGAGAGGUGUGUGCAAUCACAGCGGAGAGACAGAAGCUUUUUAAGGGUGUUGUAGAACCAUGCCAAUUAGGAUUGUGUGCUACUGCAUCCUUUGUAUCUGAUAAGGAGCACAUUUGUGAUACCUAAGUUUAGUGCUCUUGGUGUGUUAUGAUUGACGUAUGUGUCAUUUUCAUCAUUAAAAACAAGAUGUUAUGUGAACUUAAGAGAUCUUAGCACAACAAUUUAAAAAUGUGUAGCAGUGUUGCUGAUGAUGUAGUCGAUACUCUUCACAGAGAAAUGGAGAAAUCACCAAAAGUUACUGUUUUUUGCCUCGCUAAAGGAUUAAAUGUGCAGUUUUGUUUUGGGUAGUGGUGCACAGAAGGAAUGCACUAUGUCCU